Messenger RNA from Poecilia reticulata (guppy), 2114 nucleotides. RefSeq names its product hyaluronan and proteoglycan link protein 4 (gene hapln4). Lineage: Eukaryota; Metazoa; Chordata; Actinopteri; Cyprinodontiformes; Poeciliidae. Gene Ontology annotation, biological process: cell adhesion; positive regulation of neuroblast proliferation; skeletal system development. Gene Ontology annotation, molecular function: hyaluronic acid binding. Gene Ontology annotation, cellular component: perineuronal net; synapse. The record is from RefSeq and is a predicted model, not a curated record.
CACUGAAGCACUGCGGGACCCACAAAUGCUGGUGGUUCCCCCUGCAGUGUGAGGGAGCAGCGAUGAAGGGAGGGAGAGAGGCGAGUGCUGCAGCGGCAGAACAACAUUUAACCUGAACGAGGACUUAAGCUACAGAACGUCUGCCUUAAAUCGAGUUGACAGCCAUGUCCUCAAAGCAACGUCAGCUUCAGAUCUUUGGUGAAAUGUUCUUUGUCAUCUUCAUCCUGACUUCUGCCCUCUCUGUGUCGCCCGAGGAUCUGAUGGAGCCCAGGAGACGAGUGGUGCACGUGCUCGAGGAUGAGACUGGAGCUGUGAUUGUGCAGACAGCCCCAGGUAAGGUGGUGACACAUCGGGGUGGCUCCAUCACGCUGCCCUGCAGAUUUCAUCAUGAGCCGGAGAACACAGAUCCUGCUCGCAUUCGGAUCAAAUGGACCAAAGUGACAGAUGCCCUGCAGUUCGAGGACGUCUUCGUUGCACUGGGAAAGCAGCAGCGUGUGUUUGGCUCAUACCGGGGACGAGUGUUUUUGGAGCGGGCAGGACCAGGUGAUGCCUCUGUGAUCAUCCAAAAUGUCACCCUGGAGGACUACGGGCGCUACGAGUGUGAGGUCACUAACGACAUGGAGGAUGAUACGGGAUUCGUCAACCUUGACUUAGAAGGAGUGGUCUUUCCCUACUACCCCCGCGACGGGCGCUACAAGCUGAAUUACCACGAGGCAGAGGACGCCUGCAAACACCAGGAUGCCAUUUUGGCCUCUCAUUCUCAGCUGCACAAAGCCUGGUUGGAAGGACUGGACUGGUGUAAUGCUGGAUGGCUGGAGGACGGCUCGGUCCAGUAUCCCAUCUCCAAUCCCAGAGACCAGUGUGGCCGCAAGGACACCCCGGCUGGCGUCCGCAACUAUGGCUACAGGCACAAGGAGGAUGAGCGCUACGACGCCUUCUGCUUCACUUCUAAGCUAAAUGGCAAAGUGUACUUCCUCAAACGCUUCAAGAAAGUGAACUACGCCGAGGCUGUGAAGGCGUGCGUUCGAGAUGGAUCGGCCGUGGCCAAAGUGGGUCAGCUCUAUGCAGCGUGGAAGUUCCAGCUGCUGGACCGCUGCGAAGCAGGGUGGCUGGAAGACGGCAGCAUUCGGUACCCCAUCGUCAACCCCCGCUCUCGCUGCGGAGGCUCCCACCCCGGGGUCCGACACUUGGGCUUCCCUGACAAAAAGUUCAGGCUGUACGGGGUCUACUGCUUCCGCGAGUACAUGGAUGAAACAGCAGGUGGUACCAAAGUGACAAAACCCCUGAAAGAAAGUCUGAUCAAACGGAAGAGCAGCAACAGCAUCCCGGCAAAUGCCACAAACGCUAUUUAAAGCUGACAAGCUGGGAGCCGAGGGGCGUACGAUUAUAGAUUUGACUGCAAUCGCUCAGUGUGUCCAUUCACUGCUUUUUAGAGUUAAACACCCACCAACCAUGAUGCAGUCAUCUGCCAAUUUGCCAGAGCGAAAGAGACGGGGGCCGUGCAAAAUUAACUGUGACGUCUUUAUUAAGGCGAUUUUCCUUUUGUCUGCAGCCAGUCGAUUAUCUUAGGGAGCGCGUUAGCACAGAUCUGUCAUCUGGAAAAUCGUAAGAUUAAAUAGCAGCUUAAUCGUCAGUCAGGCACAUCAAAAUCAAGCAGUCGACUGACUAUGGUUGUUUACGUGAUAUUUUUGAGUCAGGGGCUUUAAGUCUCCUCCAAGUUGGAGCCUUGACGCCAACGUGAUCUACCUGAAUGUUGUCGAGAAGUUCAAGUUUACAGUGCCUGUGCCUCACAUUCGGGUGGCGACCGUUCUGCAAUCUCAUCCUUUAGAACUAAGUGAAGUAAAUAUUGCACUAGCACAAUGAUAGCUGCACUUCAGAUUCAAAGAGCUCAAUUUUAUAAACGCAUCCUAGUUACAAAUCGAGCGUGCAUGACGUUUAUGGCUGAGAGCUGCUGCUCGGGCUGAAUUUGCAAUAAUUUCGAAGCUCAUGAUAGCCAUUUACACUCCAAAGGUGAAAGGUUACCCGUAACCUUUACGACGACGUACGCUUGCAAAUUUGUUUAUGGUGCUCGAAUAGAAAAAUAAAAAGUCCUGAACUUGUUUAAUUGAUCAAGA